UGGGCCUUGCAUCAUCUGCCUUUUUGCAUCGCGCAUCCCGCAUCCGACCGACUUUGCGGGCAAGAGCGGUACCACACCAUGGCUUUCCACGCAAGUGGGCUGCCGAGUAUCGCAGCGGCGACCUCGGAUCUGUGGCCGUCACUUGCGAACACGCUACUAAUCCCCUGGAAAGGCGCUACCUACAACCCCCCAGCUCCGAACCGCGCCCGACCGCCCCGUACUUCCGUUGCCCAUCGGCCUUCAUCGUCGGCAACUCUCGCGAAGGCCCAAGAGGACUCCUCGCUGCGUGCGCAGGGCGACCCGAUAGCAAGGACCAGGACUGAGCUCCCCGACUUCCUCCGGGACGUGGUGCCAACCCCACGCUUCCUCGACCGUCGCUUCGCCGAUGCAUCCCCUACCAACAUCUUCUCGGAAAUAGCGAACACGUCUUCACGCUCGCUCGCCAUGGCGAACCCUCUCAUGCGCCGCUCCUAUGCGGCUCUGAUGGCCCCCCCCCUGGCACCCUUUCCCGGCCUCCGUUCGAUGAGCACCUACCAGCCCAGCCGCGUGCAGCAGUUCCCUUGGAUCAAGUUUCAGCAACCCUCUCGUGGCUUCCAGUCGCGAAGCUUCGGCACCGGCGGGAUUCCUCGCGAUCUCCUCGCCAACCGCGAGGCUGCCGCCAACCGGAAUCCCCACAGCGCCACCGCUCAAAACUCGUUCUACCAGCUUCUUCUCAAGGCCAACAUGCCUGCCAUUGUUGUUGAACGCUAUCAGUCCGGACGGUUUGCGACCAACGAAGCGGCCGAUGAAGCCUACCAGAGAGCGCUGGCCAUGAUCAACGGCACGGCCGGCCCGGCUGCCAGCGGCGAUGCGGCUGCCAAUGCCUCCUCCGGUCUCAGUUCGAGCAAGCUUCAGGCGGUCGGCCAGGCUGUGGCCGCCCACCGCUCCGGUAGCAACAUGGCAUUCUCGACGGGUUCCAACGGUAGCAAGAACGGUCCUCUGCACGUCAUCGUAGACGAAACGUUUGGCACCGCUGCUCUGAGAUGGAUCAAGUUUCUCCUGUGGUUUGGUCUCUGCGCUUAUCUGAGUCUCGUCCUGGUCACUAUGGUUGUCGAGGGUAUGACUAGCCUCAAGCGGCCGAGCAAGGUUGACGGUAUCGAUCCCAAGGCCGAGAACCAAAAGGCUCGCUUUUCCGACGUCCACGGCUGCGACGAGGCCAAGGAGGAGCUCCAGGAACUGGUCGAAUUCUUGCGGAACCCCGAAAAGUUCAGCAACCUCGGCGGCAAGCUGCCCAAGGGCGUGCUCCUCGUUGGCCCCCCGGGCACGGGCAAGACCCUGUUGGCUCGCGCCGUCGCCGGAGAGGCUGGCGUUCCCUUCUUCUACAUGUCUGGCAGCGAGUUCGACGAGAUCUACGUUGGCGUCGGCGCCAAGCGCGUCCGAGAGCUCUUCAAUGCCGCAAAGGCCAAGGCUCCUUCCAUCGUCUUCAUCGACGAGCUGGACGCCAUCGGCGGCAGACGCAACUCGCGCGACGCAACCUACGUUCGCCAGACCCUGAACCAGCUCCUCACCGAGAUGGACGGUUUCGCGCAGAAUAGCGGUGUCAUCAUCCUGGGCGCCACCAACUUCCCCGAGUCUCUCGACAAGGCGCUCACCCGCCCUGGCCGUUUUGACCGCCACGUCCACGUGUCUCUGCCCGACGUCCGCGGUCGGAUCGCCAUCCUGAAGCACCACGCCAAGAAAAUCAAGAUAGGCUCCGACGUCAACAUCGCGGCCAUCGCCGCCCGCACCUCGGGCCUGUCUGGUGCCGAGCUCGAGAACAUUGUCAACCAGGCGGCCGUCCAUGCCAGCAAGGAGAAGGCCAAGGCCGUCAUGCAAGCCCACUUUGAGUGGGCCAAGGACAAGGUCAUCAUGGGUGCCGAGAAGCGCAGCAUGGUCAUCACGCCCAAGGAGAAGGAGAUGACGGCUUACCACGAGGCCGGCCACGCCCUGGUCGCUUACUACUCCAAGGACACGGCGGGCGAACUCUACAAGGUCACGGUCCUUCCGCGCGGCCAGAGCCUCGGCCAUACCGCCUUCCUCCCGACGAUGGACAAGUAUUCGUAUUCGGUCCGUGACUACCUGGGCCUCAUCGACCGCGCCAUGGGCGGCAAAGUCGCCGAGGAGAUUGUCUACGGAAACGAGUUUGUGACUAGUGGUGUCAGCCAGGAUCUUGACUCUGCCACCCGCACGGCGUGGCAGAUGGUGGCUCAGCUCGGCAUGUCGGAGCGCUUGGGCCCGGUCGAGUAUCUGCGCGAUUACGAGCGCUUGAGCUCGGAGACGCGCGCCAUGGUCGAGGCCGAGGUCAAGAAGGUGCUCGACGAGUCGUACGCCCGCGCCCGAGCCCUGCUCGUCUCCAAGCGCGCCGAGCUUGACCUGCUCGCCAAGGCCCUUGUCGAGUACGAGACGCUGGACCGCGCCGAGGUCGAGAAGGUGCUGCGCGGCGAGAAGCUUGAGGGUCGAAUCUCGGUGCCGCCCGGGCCCAUGGCCGUGCCAAAGCCCCAGAAAUCGAUAGAGCCUGGCUUGCCGAUGCCGCCAUUGUCCGGCGGUGAUGAUGGUGAGAGUGCCGGGCCCGGGAGUCCACCGCCGCCCGCCCCGCCACCAGCACCUGCGAGGCAAAUAACAGUACUGGGCACCGGCGAGGUAGGAAAUGGGGAAAGGGAUGAAUGAGUUUUGAAAAGGAGGA
Molecule: messenger RNA, 2701 nt
Organism: Thermothelomyces thermophilus ATCC 42464
Lineage: Eukaryota; Fungi; Ascomycota; Sordariomycetes; Sordariales; Chaetomiaceae
Exons: 4
Coding region: 445-2685 (746 amino acids)
Biological process (GO): protein quality control for misfolded or incompletely synthesized proteins; mitochondrion organization
Cellular component (GO): mitochondrial inner membrane
Molecular function (GO): ATP binding; ATP hydrolysis activity; metalloendopeptidase activity
Source: RefSeq, a predicted model, not a curated record